Messenger RNA from Danio rerio (zebrafish), 1256 nucleotides. It is a transcript of the gene hoxb7a, whose product is annotated as homeobox B7a. Gene Ontology annotation, biological process: regulation of DNA-templated transcription; regulation of transcription by RNA polymerase II. Gene Ontology annotation, cellular component: nucleus. Gene Ontology annotation, molecular function: DNA-binding transcription factor activity; DNA binding; DNA-binding transcription factor activity, RNA polymerase II-specific. Lineage: Eukaryota; Metazoa; Chordata; Actinopteri; Cypriniformes; Danionidae. The record is from RefSeq and is marked validated.
UCAUUGGACCUCGUAAAACCGACACUAAAACUUCUUAGCAUAUAAAUCACUUCUCAAAUUAUGAGUUCAUUGUAUUAUGCGAACGCGCUGUUUUCCAAAUACCAAGUGGCGAGUUCAGCCUUCUCUACUGGCGUGUUUCCCGAGCAAACUUCUUGCGCCUUUUCGUGCAGUUCGCAGCGGGCCAGCGGCUACGGCUCGGCUUCAACCGGUGCACCGGUCUCUUCAUCAUCUUCUGUCUCCCUGCCGAGCAUGUACACUAACGGUACUAGUCUUUCCAGUCAUACUCAAGGCAUGUACCCCACUGCGUAUGAGCUGGGAGCUGUCUCUUUGAACAUGCACAGCUCUCUGUUUGACCAUCCGAAUCUACCCAUGGUGAGCGCUGGCGAUCUCUGUAAAGCGCAAAGCAGUGGCAAGGAAGAGCAGAGGGGCUACCAUCAAAACAACGAAAACAACCUCCGAAUCUACCCGUGGAUGAGGAGCACAGGUGCUGACCGGAAAAGAGGCCGUCAGACCUAUUCCCGCUACCAAACAUUAGAGCUGGAGAAAGAGUUUCACUUCAACCGUUACCUUUCAAGACGGCGGCGUAUCGAGAUAGCACACGCCCUGUGCUUAACCGAGCGCCAGAUCAAAAUUUGGUUUCAAAACAGGAGAAUGAAAUGGAAGAAAGAGAACAAAUCAACGGACCGCUGCUCGCCUGCUGCUGAUCAAAUUGGAGGCGACGAGGAAGAAGAAGAUGAUGAGUAGCAACGCAAGUUGAAGACAUAAUAAGACUAUACUAAAAUAUUAUUGAUUUGACUUGCUUUAAUUCGGGAUACACUGAAUAAAAAAGUUGAUACUUACAAUACUGUAGGCAACGUGUCUUUAUCGUCUAUGUAACUUAUGUUAGAGAUGUUAAUGUGCUAAACUAUUAAAUAUAAUACUACGAACUAUUUUAAAACAUUUUAAUAUAGAUGUAUAAACUACAUUUAAGACGUGAAUACUAAUACUGUAUAAUAGCCUAAAUUCCUUAUAUAUAGGCACAAUACUAUAUUAUUAACAUAUGUUUCAUAGCAUUUGUGAAUCUUGUAUGUGUGACCUAUUAUUCGUUCGGUCUAUUAUCCACUGAGAUCAAACAAAGAAGGGAGCAAGCUACUUUUAAUUAUUUCGAAUUUUGAUAUACCCCUUUUCUGUAUUUUUGUGUAAAUAUUUGUCUGGUUAUUUUUUUCCCUUGGUCAUAUUUGUGUUUGUUUUAGAAUAAACUGUUUUGCUGACUACAA